Messenger RNA from Dovyalis caffra, 720 nucleotides. NCBI's taxonomy places the organism in Eukaryota, Viridiplantae, Streptophyta, Magnoliopsida, Malpighiales, Salicaceae. The record is from the annotation of a GenBank genome assembly.
AUGGCAAUUACAUUAUCAAAUGGCUUAAGAGCUCUAUUCUUGGUAUUGGGCUGUUUAAUGAUGGGCACUCUCAUCUACACUAUCUACGUCGAUGGCUUACCAUUUCGCAGAGACCUCCUCACCCCGUGGAUGAUUGCUACUUUAGUCGAUUUCUUCAUCAAUGUUAUAGCUUUGGCGGCUUGGGUUUCCUACAAGGAAUCAAACUUUAUUACUGCAACAGUUUGGAUAUUUCUGCUAAUAUGCUUUGGCAGCAUUACAACGUGUGCGUACAUUUUUAUUCAAUUUCUCAAUUUGUCACCUGAAGAAUCUUUGCAAGAUCCGGUGUAUCAUGUACUAUUGCGGCAUGAAAGCAAGUGUGUGGAACAAAAGACGAAGCAAUCUGCUGUUGUGACCACAAAGAUUGCUUUCAGUGUUCUUGGUUUUCUGAUGUUAGGAACUUUGAUUUACACUCUAAUAACUGAUGGUUCUCCUUUUCGCAAAGAGCUAUUUACUCCGUGGAUGGUUGCAACACUAAUUGACUUCUAUAUCAAUGUUGUGGCUCUUUCGGUUUGGGUUGCCUACAAGGAAUCAAGUUGGAUCAGUGGAUUCUUAUGGAUAUUGUUAUUAAUAUGCUUUGGGAGCAUUACUACUUGCGCCUAUAUUGUCAAACAGCUGCUGCAUCUUACUUCUCAAGAUCCAGUUUACCUAAUCUUAUUUAAUAGAGGCAACAGGCAAGUUUAG